Messenger RNA from Pelecanus crispus (Dalmatian pelican), 995 nucleotides. Lineage: Eukaryota; Metazoa; Chordata; Aves; Pelecaniformes; Pelecanidae. The record is from RefSeq and is a predicted model, not a curated record.
AAAAAGUAAGCAUACUGUCAACCUUCAUCGCACCCUUCAAGUAUCUGAGUCCUGGCACAACCACCAUGGAAGAUGAAGACAAUUUAAGUACCAGCAGUGCAGAAGUAAAGGAAAAUCGAAACAUUGGCAACCUGGAGGAUCAUCCGAUAUCCUCUAAUGAGAGGGCAAGAGGGGGAACAACUAGCAGUAAGAGAAAAAGACCCUUAGAGGAAGGCAAUAAUGGCCAUUUCUGCAAACUCCAGCUCAUCUGGAAGAAAGUCUCGUGGUCAGUGACGCCAAAGAACGCUCUGGUUCAGCUACAUGAACUUAAACCAGGUUUACAAUAUAAAAUGGUUUCCCAGACAGGUCCAGUGCAUGCUCCAGUCUUUGCUGUUGCUGUGGAAGUAAAUGGACUUACAUUUGAAGGCACAGGACCCACAAAAAAGAAAGCCAAAAUGCGUGCUGCAGAGCUAGCUCUGAAGUCAUUCGUUCAGUUCCCCAAUGCCUGCCAAGCUCACUUUGCCAUGGGGAACUGCAUCAACCCAUCCACGGACUUUACUUCUGAUCAGGCAGACUUUCCAGAUACUCUGUUCAAGGAGUUUGAACCAUCUACACACAGCGAGGACUUUUCAGUCUAUAACCCCGUUAAUAACGAAUUGCUUUCCACUGCUUAUCGACACGGGCGCUUACUCUGCCAUACGCUGGACUUAAUGGGCCAUGGUAAGCAAAACAAGCACAAGAUGGCAUCCAAAGCGGAGAGCGAGAAGAACCCGGUGGUGCUGCUAAAUGAGCUGCGGUCGGGCCUGCGGUACGUCUGCCUGUCAGAGACGGUGGAGAAGCAGCACAUCAAGAGUUUUGUGAUGGCGGUGCGAGUGGAUGGGAGAACAUUUGAAGGCUCAGGACGUAGCAAGAAGUUGGCCAAGGGUCAAGCAGCACAGGCGGCCCUGCAGGCCCUCUUUAACAUUCGGCUGCCCAGCCACAUUCCCAGCAGGAGUAAAUGUCACCAUUUGCCACAG